This is a messenger RNA of Dermacentor andersoni, 681 nucleotides long. Lineage: Eukaryota; Metazoa; Arthropoda; Arachnida; Ixodida; Ixodidae. The record is from RefSeq and is a predicted model, not a curated record.
AUGUAUCCUACGACCAAGCUCCACGCUGUUAGCGACGCCAAGAGUCUCGGACCACUGAACAUGUCGCAGCAAGCAGCGUUCACCGUCACCGCCACGGAUGCCGCCGCGUCUAUUCCGGCCACAUUGACGCCUGUUGUAAAGAGCUGCAAUCAGACAUCAGAAUCGCAGCUGAACGCGCUUGUUGCAGCCGCUCCCACCGGAUCCACCACUUCUGCCGUGCUGGAUAGUGCAAACUCAAUGCCCGCCGAUGUCAUUCCCAAUGUUUCGAGAUGUGUUUCUGUCGCCCCUACCUCCUUGACUACCGUGUAUCCGGCUGACGACUCGUCGGCGGAGAUGGAUUUCACGUCGUCCCCAGACAACGACCAUAAUACGCCAUCAUUAAAAAGCGGCUGGAGCACCGUCAGUACCAGCCGUAAACCUGCCUCCGCUGCCCGCCCUCGCACCGAGCUCAUCUCAGUUGGGAUCCAACUUCCGCCCUGUACCCUGAUUCCCAAGCUGCCUCUUUACGACUUGCUUGCCGCCAUCAUUUCCGCCGCACAUCUCUCCUCCAAAACCAGCGCACAGAUCACCCUUCAGGCCAACACAACGUUCCGGCCAAGUGCCGCCGCUGCGCUGCUCCCCUACCUGCAGAUCCUACCGCUCACGCGUGUGCCCAACCAUGGUGCAUUCAUUGCCAAGUAA